Molecule: messenger RNA, 2575 nt
Organism: Sycon ciliatum
Lineage: Eukaryota; Metazoa; Porifera; Calcarea; Leucosolenida; Sycettidae
Product: slit homolog 3 protein-like
Exons: 1
Coding region: 12-1862 (616 amino acids)
Source: RefSeq, a predicted model, not a curated record
UACUGCGGCGCAUGCGCACGUACUUGGUCUUGUUCGGGCCUGAAAGUUGGCAUGUUUUUUUUGGUUUCCGUCUGCUCAUGUUCCUCUCUUCGACUGCAAUCGUUUGGCAUAAGAAUUACCCGCAGAAGAUGAUGAGCACGAUGGCAAUGUCACGGCCUGUGUUCCCAUCCUUCACUUUGCUGACGGCUGUGAUUGGAGUUUUGGCGGCUUGUACGUUGCUUGAUGUGCGUGCUGCUACCGGUGACGAGGCCUACGACUACGAGUCGUACAAACAAAGGAAGCAAACUUGCCAAACGGCGUUCCUUGCAUUCGGCUUGUCUCUACCCAUCUGCAGACGCUAUUGUGGAUAUCUCAGCUCUUGUGAUCAUGGAGGAUAUUGCAACCCCGGGGGAGAUUGCCUGUGUCCACCCAGAUACCGUGGUACACAGUGCAAGACAGAUCGCUGUUCUUCAGGAACAUGUUACUGUCCUCGCGGUCUGACAGGAAAAGACUGUACGGAACCUGUGGGAUGCACGCAGGCAUGUUUGAAUGGUGGAACCUGCAUCAGUGAGACUGACCAAUGUCUAUGUCGACCAGGAUGGACAGGAGGAAACUGUGGCCAGAGUGCGUGCGCGAAGCAGUGUGCAAACGGGGGCUCCUGCGUGGGCACUAAUAGCUGCCAAUGCCAAGUCGGCUGGGCAGGUGAUCAAUGCCAGACUAGUCUAUGUACGGCAGGGUACUGCCAGAAUGGCGGUUCCUGUAUAGGUACUCACCUGUGUCGCUGUCGCAAAGGAUUUACAGGGUCACGAUGCGAGAACAAAGCCCAGACCAUGUGUACAUCAACAACAACGGGACGUGUCAGCUCUUGGGUUGCACUCAACUCCUCAAUGGCUUUGUCACCGGCAAAAUCUGCUUGUGUGGAAAGAGGAUUCGAUCUGAUGAAUUUCGAAGCAUUCACCAUGGAGAAUCGACCCUGUGUGGAAGACUUACUCAUGCUCAUGCUUAAGUCGCAUAGCUUUGGAAGAAGACUGUCACUGUGGACAUCACACAUUCAUCUAAAAACGCGCGUCGUUUACCUUCACGACGUCCAUCAGCAUAGAAGUGUGAGUCUUGUACCACCAGAGCAUACACUUUCCCCUCACUUGCGCUACGAUGUGUUGUGCUCCGGGUUCUGGCAGAUCAGCACAGGUCAGGGUUUCUCCAUUGCCAGAUUGCACAAGGCUGCCCGCAAGGUCACACCAGAGCACGGUGAGACGGCAUGUCACUCAAUUGGCCAUUAUUUCCCUCCCAUGAACAUCCUAAAGGCUAUGCAUGAUGACUUUAAAAGGGAAUUAAACAGUAUUCUUGGUCACACCGUCAGUGGAAUGUCCUGGCUUGGAGCACUGUACUCGACAUCUCCCAGCCGCAUAGUGCUGCUGGAACAUAAAACUACUGAACAGUGGCUACUAGAUGGUUCAUCCUUUGCCACUCCUUCUAACCACUAUUCCCUGCUUUGUUUUAAGCUGUGCGUGAAUGGAAGAUUGAAUUCCAAAUCGGGUCACUGUGAUUGCUAUACUGGCUAUACUGGAGAGCGUUGUGAAAACAGAAUACUCCACUGCAAGAAUGGAAAUUUCAAUUCAACAUCGGGUCACUGUAAUUGCAGUACUGGCUAUACUGGAAAGCUGUGUGAAUCCAUCUGCAAUAAUGCUGGUACACUGGAGAGUGGGCAAUGCAUGUGCUGGGGUAAACACAGCGGGCCGCAGUGUCAAUAUGUGAAGUGUGACUGCGGUAAAGGAUGCAAGUAUCACAAAUCUUCCGCGUAUCGUGGCGAAAUCUAUGAAGUACAAGCAAAGAAUGCAAAUGUGAUGAUAACUCUGGCCAGUUCAACAAACCGUGCGAUGUGAAUAGUUGUAAUAUCGCAUGUGGUCCCGGACGGAGGUGCUGGAUCGUGAAAGCAUUCCAAGAUUUUCGCGGCAUUAAGAGCACGGACCAAUGGCAAUCAUGUGUGGGACGUUAGUGCAGCGUCUCACUUGCUGUUGUUUACUUAAUGACAGUACUGACAGACCGCUGUGUGAUGUUACUGCUCAUCAGGGAUAUCAGACGUGUAUCAGGACUCUGGAGCAUUUGAAAGUCGAAACAGACUGCUGGCAUGUUGUCACUAGUGAUGUGAUGACAAAUUCCACCCUCCAAGAAACUCUCAAAUUCCAGCGGCAACAAGUGAAGAUGAUUCCACUACCUUGUGCAGCCCUGGUCAAUUACUGUCCAGUUUGUUCUGUAUUGGCCUUUUCUUUCCUCCCAUCCUGUUUGCUCUUGUCUUUCCUUUUCCUUUGUCUUUGUCUUUCAUUGCAAGCUGGGCCGUUGUGAUUCCUUUAAAACUACAGUUGAACAUCGAUUAUCCGCACAUUGACUAUCCGACCAUUCGGUUAUCCGUAACAGUUUUUUUGGGCGCACGUGCCGUAGAGUACGCACUGUGCAUGUAGUGAGCCAUUCAAAAAAUACGAAAAUUUUAAAAAGUAAAAAGGUCGUACAUGUACAUGUACAUGUUUCUUAUCCGGAACAUUUGCCUUAUCUGAACACCGCCUGACAGUUGUCUGCCCAGAGGUGGUCGGAUAAUCGA